CAAUAGCACGACUUUACGAUUGUAUAAUAUAACCCGCCAGAAUUCAAUCGGCCUCGUCAUAUUAGCAGCCUAAACAAGGCAGCUGAAGAAAGCGGUUGCCCUCACUUACGUUCGGGCUUCAGCUCCAAGGCAUUCAUUGACUGUGCCCAAACUUAUUCGGCAUAUCUGGUUCAAGGGCCUCAAUCCAUAUUGAGGACUGCCGGAACUCCCCUGCAUACCAGGACCUCUCUCACCAUUCAACUCAUACUCUUCUGGCCAAUCUCCAAUCAUCAACCCCUCUCCAAAUAUCUCAUCUAAAGCCAUCAGCUCUCUCCAAAAUGCCAAUCACAGGCGUCUAUUUCAUCCCCACCACCCCAAACGCAACAACAACCCUCACAACUCUAACAGAGCGCCUCCGCGCCUCCUUCACAGAUGAAGACCUCGCCCCUAUCGGCCGGUGGUUCCUAGACCACAAACUCAUGCGCGACACCCCAGGUCUCCUCCCAGCAUCAUCCACCCAGGGCCAACGCCCCACGAAACCACGCUACAUGCAACUCCUCUCAUUAAGCCACUACCCAACCCACGGCUUCAUCUACACCUCCGAGCCAACCGAGAAGCCCGUCCACCCGCCCAGCACGGGUUUGCCCGCAUCAGCGGCCUCGCCAAUUACUAGCGCCGCGUCUCCAGGCCAAGGCUCCGAUGUAUCACAGGGCGCGAGUACGGCUGAAACGCCGAUGGUUAUGACUACCGUGCCGCCGCCGGCGUAUAAGACGCUCUUCCAGCAUUUCACGUACGCGUGCCAGCCAUUCUGGUGCCACCGGUUGACGGUCACGGUGCCCAACGGGGUAGUCUACGACGUAGGUGAUUUCCGGGUGCGAAUGGGUGAUGUACGGCAGACGGUCCCGACUGUGCGGGCGCGCGGGACGAUCGUCGAGAUUGAAUGGAGGGGCCCUUCGGUGGUGGAUUCGCUUUCUGGCGUGCAGGACCGGCGAACGAUGCCCGGAACUGGUGAGGAUGCGGACUCGGGCAUUGAUGUGUCGUUUUGUGCGCUUGAGGAGGCGGAUGUUGAUGCCGAGUAUGUGGCGACUGCGUCUUUGAUUCGGGAAUUUUGGGGCCGGUUGGGGAUUGCGGGGGCUAAGGAGGCCAUUCUUGUUCCUGGUGUUGGGAAGGAAAUUAAGGAGAAGUUAGGAAAAGCGAGGAAAGAGAAGAAAGAUGGUGAAGGCAAGGCUAAGAAUGAGCUUGGAAUCUUGGCUGGAUUUGGGAGUAUGCCGUUUGAGGAUGAUGUUGAUCCUACGGCCGGAACGGAUGCUGCCAGGCAGUAUAUGGAGGUUUUGAGGUUUAAUCGGUAGAGCAGAGUAGGGGCAUAGAUACUUUAUUAGCCUGCUUUUAGAUGAUUAGAGGGACUUGCCGAGACCAGCAAUACAUUCCCUUGAUUGGCUGCCGC
This is a messenger RNA of Penicillium brasilianum, 1423 nucleotides long. The record is from the annotation of a GenBank genome assembly. Lineage: Eukaryota; Fungi; Ascomycota; Eurotiomycetes; Eurotiales; Aspergillaceae.